This is a messenger RNA of Symphalangus syndactylus (siamang), 1382 nucleotides long. RefSeq names its product spindlin-2-like. The record is from RefSeq and is a predicted model, not a curated record. Gene Ontology annotation, biological process: gamete generation. Lineage: Eukaryota; Metazoa; Chordata; Mammalia; Primates; Hylobatidae.
GAAACUUAGGCACUAGCGCAGAGUACAUCCAGACAUGGCUAUAGGGAAAAGUUUGCCUUGUGGCACACUGGAUAUGUCUCUCUAUCCUCUCUCCUCCCCCAGCAGGCAUGAAGACCCCCAACGCACAGGAAGCCGAAGGGCAACAAACCAGGGCAGCUGGAGGACGGGCCACUGGGUCUGCAAACAUGACAAAGAAAAAAGUCUCCCAAAAGAAGCAGAGAGGCAGACCUUCAUCCCAGCCCCGCAGGAACAUCGUGGGUUGCAGAAUUUCUCAUGGAUGGAAGGAAGGAGAUGAGCCCAUCACCCAGUGGAAAGGAACCGUUCUGGAUCAGGUGCCUAUAAAUCCCUCUCUUUAUCUGGUGAAAUAUGAUAGAAUUGACUGUGUCUAUGGACUGGAACUUCACAGAGAUGAAAGGGUUUUGUCUCUUAAAAUUCUUUCUGACAGGGUGGCAUCAUCUCACGUUAGUGAUGCCAACCUUGCAAAUACCAUAAUUGGCAAAGCAGUGGAACACAUGUUUGAGGGAGAGCAUGGUUCUAAGGAUGAAUGGAGGGGGAUGGUCUUAACUCAAGCACCUAUCAUGAAAGCCUGGUUUUAUAUUACCUAUGAGAAAGAUCCUGUCUUGUACAUGUACCAGCUUCUAGAUGAUUAUAAGGAAGGUGACCUCCGCAUCAUGCCAGAAUCCAGUGAGUCUCCUCCAACAGAGAGGGAGCCAGGAGGAGUUGUAGAUGGCCUAAUAGGUAAGCAUGUGGAAUAUACCAAAGAAGAUGGCUCCAAAAGGAUUGGCAUGGUCAUUCACCAAGUGGAAGCCAAACCCUCUGUGUAUUUCAUCAAGUUUGAUGAUGAUUUCCAUAUCUAUGUCUAUGAUUUGGUGAAAAAGUCCUAACUGUUAGGGUAAAAUUUGGCACAUGUAUGGAAACAAAUGAACAAUUUGUAGACAUGCAAAAAAUGUUGCCUUUCAGUGUAUUGAAAGCUUAUGGAAUCCCUGAUAACCCAACAUCUUUGCCAGCAUUAACUAUUGUUUUGCUCUAAAAAAUACAAAUUUGUGUGUACAUGACAUGCUGUGUGUAAGCUCUUUGUCUUGUUGAAAAGUUCAGGUGUGUUUGGUAGAUGGGGCAUGAAAGGAAUGAACAGCUGUCAAUUUCGGCUGUGAAUAAAGUUCAGCUAGAAUCAUAAUCAGUCAUUUAAAAAUAGCACUGGAUUUAGCUGGUCUGGUCUGGAGGGGGCAGGGGAAGGAACAAGAGAUUGGCUGUCUUGGGGAGAGAGGAGGAGGUGACUGCUUAGGAAGAGGUAGAAAAGGCCCAGAAAGGGAGGGGCUCCUUGGGGGAGGGGAUGACCUAUGAGAAGGAAACAUCCAACUGGGAAGGGAGUGAAGACUAACAGA